Molecule: messenger RNA, 1443 nt
Organism: Plasmopara halstedii
Lineage: Eukaryota; Oomycota; Peronosporomycetes; Peronosporales; Peronosporaceae
Exons: 1
Coding region: 1-1443 (480 amino acids)
Source: RefSeq, a predicted model, not a curated record
AUGCAGUUUUAUCUUGCACUACUUCUGCUUGGUCACAUUCUUCAAAUCAAGGGUGAAAACAUGGUUGAGAAAGAAGAAAAGAAAACAAUGUUGUACACGGUCAAGUCACUUGCUAAUCAAGACCAUGAAUCACAUGUCGCUACUGUUAUGUCAAAUGACACUGCGCUGAAUGACGACGAAAGGGGCUUUGCGAUUCCAUUGAUGAUGGAUCCACGACUCAUAUAUUGGGCUGCCCGUGGAGUUGAUCCACACUCCAUGUUUAAAGAGAAGUUUUUCGAUAAAUCGUUCCCUUCUUUGUUGGAAGAUCUAAAGUUUAAGACUUGGGUGAGAUACCUUAUCUAUCUCAGAAAAAAACAUCCCGAAAAACCAGUUUACGCGAUCGACAUUCUUACAAACAAGCAUGGAGUUGUUCCGCUAACGGAGAUGAUAGAGAAGGCUUUGGUGGGAACGAAUUCGGCGCAGAAGGAGCUGGGGAAGAUAUUGGCGUCUGAGCAGCAAUAUCUUUGGCGGAUGAGGAAUGAACAAGAUGUCUUUACGAUCUUACAGCUCGACAAGGCUGGCGACGAUCUUCCCAAGACUACAGGGCUGCUCACGUGGUAUAACUAUGAAAUGAAAAAAUAUGCUAAGGAUCUAGACGUCGCGGAAUUUAGUAUCUGCUAUCAGCUUGCGGUCCACUACGACGGCGAUGCUUUGGCCAGAAUGUUUGACGGCUCAGACCUAAAAUUCGAUGCUUUGGCCAGAAUGUCUGACGGCUCAGACCUGAAAUUCGAUGCUGUCAAGUUGAUGAUGGCAGAUAUUAAAAAAGUGAUAGAAUCGAAGCGCGAUGAAAUCCCCCUCAUACACUUUCUCGCCGGUCACCGCCAAACAAAGCUGGUAGACUUGCUAAGAGAUGAGAAUCUGCUGAUAAAAAUGAAUACGAAUAGCGCAGAGCUAGAUUCGGUAGCUUUUGGGAUGGUAAUGAAGAACUAUGGUGUAGCGGCGUCGGCAUCUAAGCUCUGGGCUGCGCAUUUGGUGCCUGAAACGAGUGAAGUGGCAAUACGAUUGCAAAAUGUCGAGUUUCAUUGGUGGGGUAAUGCUUCACCAAUAGAGACUUUUAAAAGGCUUGGACUUGGUGAUAACAUCAAUGAGGUGCUCACUCAUCCAAAUUUGGUUGUUUUUAAUACGUUUAUGGCCACACUUGUAAAGAAGGGUAGUAUCCCGGAUUAUUCUCCGGUUGAUCUUUUCAUCGAAUGCUUCGGCGAGGUACCAGUUGCCAGGAUGCUCGAGGAUACUCAGAAGAAGGCAAAGUCCGAAACGGCGGAAAGUUAUCAAGUUGGUUUAUUCAAGAAAUGGCAGACAGAAUCGUUGGAAGACAUCAAGGCGAGGUUUGGUGUACAGCCAGCCAAAAUAGACAAGAAAUUGUUUCAAAGGUACGAGGAGUAUUUGAAUCCGAAGCCACAUUAA